CUUCAAACUGAUUGAUCACAUUGCCUGUUACUUCUGGAUUGUGGGGAUCAAACUGUUAGGCAAGAAAAGGCUGGAGAUGUUAAGUAAACACAAACAGGCGUGCAGCCGGUGGGGGAAUAAUCAUGCUCCACCUGGCUUUCUCAAUAGUUCCAAUUGUCCCGAUCAAAAGGUAGCAACAUAUUCUAGGAAUAUCUCCUCCAAAAAAAAAUUCUGUGCCUCUCUCGCUCCUGUGAAUGACUGUGCAGAAGGGUUUCUUUAAUAAAUGGUGAUGAAAACUGAAGAUUUUCACCGAGACUCUAAUCAACCACUGCUCAGCGUCAAACUGGUGAGAGUCGUCCAAAACAAUAAGUUAUACUACUCCACGUUCAGUAUUUUGCUUUGGAUUUCCAGCAUUUGCAGAUUGUCUCGUGUAUUGCUCGCCACAGUCUGGUGUACCUAGUGUUGAAAUCAUGCUUAUUGGGAAGUUUAAGCAACCUUCACAGUGUGAGAAGACGAGGAGUUGCGAGCAGCGCUUUAUUAGGCUCCCAGCUUUCACUUGCGGAAUUCUGUCAGGGUGCUUCCGGUCUCUUCAUUCUUUCUGCAGCUCACGAUAGGUUGCGGGGAGGGGUGGUGUCCAAGGCGCUGUGGUAAAGAAGCCAAAUGAAACAGCUCGGAUCUACAUUCACGCCGGGCCGACGCCGAUCGGCGAGGGACACAGCGUCUGUGGCAGCGGCCCUCACAGAGGGAGUCCGUGAAACCCCCGCGGCUCGUCGCUUCCACCACCGUUCACCGGCAUGGCAACUCCAGCGGACAGCGGUAAUUUUGUCUCCGGCUUCUGCCGCUGCUAACUUCUCAAUUCGCCUGCUCUCUUCCUUUUACUCGGAGUUAUUUCCGCACCACGGAGAAGGAAUUGUAGGGACUUGGGUUCAACCCUGCCCUGAACUACUGUCCGUGUGGAGUCUGUGCCUGUGACCCGGGGUUCCUCCCACGGAAUUCGGUUCGAUCCUGUGAAAUCCUCCAGCCGAAUGUUUUCUGCUUCAGCAGCAAGCUAUUCCGUCCAGCUCUCUGAUACAUACACACCCUGUUCUGUUCCCAUCUGCGCUGAUUGUGAUUGGCUUUAGCGAUCGAGAAAACAACCAAGUCUCAGGGAUGUGGUGGGAAACUCGCUUUGUUUAUUAAGAUAGCGAUACAGCGUGUAAUCAGCCCUUUGAGCUGUGUCUCCCAGUAACCCCGAUUUAACCCUGGCUUAAUCACGGGGCAUUUUCAGUAACCGUUACUGACCAGUCUGUUUUUGAUUUGUGGGAAGAAACCGAGGCAGUUAGAGAAAACCCACGCAUCCCACGGGGAGGACGUACAAGCGACUCCACAUCGGGAUUUUACCUCAAACUCUGGAACCCUGGAAAAAGUGCGGGCUCCGCAUUGAUAGAAGUGCAGGUCGGAAUUUAACCCUGGAACUGAGUGACAGCAGAGAGUUCUGUUGACCAGUUUCCUAUGCCUCGACAAUUUUCAUGUGCCUACUGGUUGUGGUCUUCCCAUUCUCUUCCAUUGAACAUCUUCGGAUUCGUUCCAACGGCUGGUUCUGAAUUAUCCUGUUUGUGAAGCUCCAAGCAGUGAAAAUGUGAUGUGAUCAAAAUGAGAAUUCAAGGGAAGAGUCAACGAAAUGGACAAAAUCUCAGAUUUUCACACUGGUAUCUACAGCAUCAAUAAACUUCAGCUCCAUGGUUUGUUAUUCGAUUCUAGGACCUUUCUUUCCAAAAGAGGCAGAAAUUAAAGGAGUUAGCGCCAGUAUUGUUGGAAUGAUAUUUGGUUGUUUUUCUUUAUUCAAUUUAAUAUUUUCACUGAUAAUGGGAAAAUAUAUUGUGCAAAUUGGUGCAAAAUUUAUGUUUGUAGCUGGUAUGUUUAUUUCCGGUUGCUGCACUAUUCUCUUUGGCUUACUGAAUUUGGCUCCAGAUGGACCCAUAUUUAUCUCUUUGUGUUUCAUCGUAAGAUCAGCAGAUGCAGUGGGGUUUGCUGCAAGUUCCACUGCCUCGUUCUCUAUUCUUGCUGCAACUUUUCCAAACAAUGUUGCUACAGUCUUGGGAUCUCUGGAAAUAUUCACUGGACUUGGCCUAUCACUGGGUCCACCAAUCGGAGGCUAUUUAUAUCAAUUAUUUGGAUAUCAAAUGCCUUUCAUUAUGCUGGGAUGUGUGCUUCUAUUAAUGGUACCUUUGAACAUGUGCAUUUUAUCAAGAUGUGAUGGAGUUGCCAGUAAUUCCAGUUUAUGGAAGCUCAUUUUGAUCCCUAAAAUAACAUUUAUGUACAUGAUUAUGUUUUCCAUAAGUUCUUGUAUUGGAUUCCUGGAUCCCACCAUAUCACUAUUUGUUAUCGAUAAGUUCAAAUUAAAUACUGGAUCUGUGGGACUGGUAUUCCUGGGGCAUGCUGUGACUUAUGCAGUAUCCUCCCCAUUUAUUGGAUUUCUGUCUGAUAAACUACCUAGAAUUAGAACAGGGCUGGUGUUAUUUGGAAGUUGGAUGAUUGCAUUGAGCUUUCUGUUUUUGGGGCCAGCACCCAUUUUUCAUAUUAAGGGCCAGUUGUGGUUGUUUAUUUUAAUGCUGGUGAUAUCUGGGUUUUCACUUAGUUUGUGUGGCAUUCCCCUUUUUCCAGAAAUCAUUACCUGUGCUUAUGAAAAUGGAUUUGAAGAAGGACUAGGCACUUUAGGUUUAGUGUCUGGAUUAUUUGGAGCGUUUUGGUGUCUUGGAUCAUUUAUAGGACCAACACUGGGUGGAUUCUUGUAUGACAGAUUAAAUUUUGAGUGGGCUGCAGCUGUGCAAGGAGGUUUUCCAUUUGUCUUUGGUACAUUAUUGGGUGUGUACUUUAUAAUAGAAAAGGUGUGCAAAAGGUCACAUUCUGGAAGCAACACAGAAGAAGAAACAAAGCAACUAUUAUCAAAUUGAAUGUGGAAGCUUUGAAUAUUUACAUGCACUACAGUCUUUCUGGAGAUCAAUUUUUAAUUAUUAGGAUAUCCACAAACCUACUUAGUGAGCAACUUCACAAGUGUUUGGACUAUUUACAUUGUUUGUUAUUUCUUCUAUUUGAUAAUUAAAUUUAAAUAUUUUACAUUGCUGCUACAAAGUACUAUGUGAAAUACCAUUUUAUGAUGUAGAAGUAUGAAAAGUGCAUUCUCCCAGUGUAAUUUGAUGUCCUUCACACCACAAUCAGCCUAUCACAAAUAAAGCUACUCUUGGAAUUCCA
Messenger RNA from Hypanus sabinus (Atlantic stingray), 3210 nucleotides. RefSeq names its product solute carrier family 18 member B1 (gene slc18b1). The transcript is spliced from 14 exons. Bases 1698 to 2912 code for a protein of 404 amino acids. The record is from RefSeq and is a predicted model, not a curated record. NCBI's taxonomy places the organism in Eukaryota, Metazoa, Chordata, Chondrichthyes, Myliobatiformes, Dasyatidae. Gene Ontology annotation, biological process: transmembrane transport. Gene Ontology annotation, molecular function: transmembrane transporter activity.